Oikopleura dioica is the source of this 885-nucleotide messenger RNA. The record is from the annotation of a GenBank genome assembly. Lineage: Eukaryota; Metazoa; Chordata; Appendicularia; Copelata; Oikopleuridae.
AUGAACAGGCUAGAAAAAGUCAAUGAGAUCUUUCUCGAGUACAGUCGCAGAAUUGAAGACUUCAAGAGAUAUGCGAGGGAUAUGGUCGGGUACGAAUCGAGGCUAGCCUCCUUCAAGAACUCAGAGUGGCCAUUUCCUGAAGAUGCGAAUUGCCAACCCGAGAAACUCGCGGCGGCGGGAUUUUUCUUCCAUCCCUCCAAAGUCGGAAAGGCGAUCGCCUUCGACUUUAUCACUCUGAGAGAGCUUGAGUGGGAGGAACACGACGAUCCCUGGGAAGAGGCGACGAAGCGCAAAAAGGGACACUACCUUUUGAGCCGACGAUGGUCUCCUGCGGGGAAUAAUUGGGAAGUAAUGAAGAUGAAGGACGAAGAAGUGACUGUAGGGCAGUUCAUGAAGAUCUGCGCGGCUCAGGCCGAGGGAUUGAUUGAGUGGGAAGCGGAAGAACUUUGGGAAUGUCUUGACAAGGGGCAAAAAGUGUGGGAAAACAACUUCGAAGCCGAGGAGAUGCAAAACGUCACUUACGGCAUCCAAGGAGACGAGGAAAUUUUUCGAAAUUGGGAAACUGAGAUGACCAAAAAUUACCACGAGUUGAAGACAAACGGCAAGAAUCUUGCCAAGAUCAACAACAAACGACUCAAGAAAAAUACGAUCGACUUCAAGACUGUGACAUCCGCUGAACGAGAAAAAUGGGCGGCGGCGGUAGAUGAACCCUUCGUGGAGACCUACAUCGCGAUAGUCGGAAGCGAUGCGGAAUUGAAGGAAGAGGAUGAAAACUACGUCCCAAGUCGUCAAUCCAUGCUUUUAUCUGCUCCAGCUAACCUUCCCGGCCGCUCCGGUGCUCCCUCCAUGUCGAAGACUAUUAGUCGAUCACACAUUCAAGCCUAA